CUUAAAUCCUCUUUUAGAAGUAUUAUUCUUUCUUAAAAAUAUUCGAAACAAAUACACUAAUUUACUAAACGCGAAAUUACUUUCUUAAAACAACAUAUUAUAUUUACAAUUAUUUUAAAAAUUGAAAACAUCCUAAAACUCUUUAGAUAUUCUCGCCCUAAAAUGUGUGGGAAACACGAUUUGGAAAGUGGUGGUAUUGACUAUGCUGACAAGAGGAUUUUUAAAAGGCUCAUGUCUCGCGAGAUGCCGACUCUAUCGGCCGUUGCCAAAACAGGGAAGGCGCAUCAAUUCCAGAUCCAAGGUGCGGAAUAUCUCGUUUUGCAGCAACCUCUACUCUUUGCAAUUCUACAACAACACUCCCUACUCUCAUUAUUCACCAUGCUGUCGCGCAGCUCUGCAAGGUCGGUUUCGCUAACUUGGGCUUCUUAUCAGAGCCUUGUCAAAUCUGCCCAAGCUCCGCUGCGAUCCGCACAGACUUCCCGAUCCUUCGCCACUGUUCAGUCAGAUAUCUUCAAACCAACGAAAUAUGGUGGGAAAUACACCGUUACUCUGAUUCCUGGUGAUGGUAUCGGAGCAGAAGUCGCAGAGUCUGUCAAGACAGUCUUCAAGGCCGACAAUGUACCAAUCGAGUGGGAGCAAGUUGAUGUGACUGGUGUGGAGUCAGGCGACAAACAUUCAGAGGAGCUUUUCCGAGAAUCAAUCGCCUCCCUCAAGAGAAAUAAACUUGGAUUGAAGGGCAUUCUGCAUACACCUAUCGAGCGAUCCGGUCACCAAUCGUUCAACGUAGCUAUGCGACAAGAACUCGACAUCUAUGCCUCUAUUGUUCUUAUCAAGAACAUCCCUGGCUACAAGACUCGACACGACAAUGUCGAUCUGUGCAUCAUCAGAGAAAACACCGAGGGAGAGUACUCAGGCCUGGAGCACCAGUCUGUACCGGGUGUUGUGGAGUCCCUUAAGAUCAUUACUCGUGCCAAGUCAGAACGUAUUGCCAAGUUCGCAUUUAGCUUCGCAUUGGCAAACAACCGCAAGAAGGUUACCUGUAUCCACAAGGCCAACAUCAUGAAGCUUGCAGAUGGUCUCUUCCGAAACACCUUCAACGCAGUUGCAAAGGAAUACCCAACGUUGGAGACCAACGACAUGAUCGUUGACAAUGCGUCCAUGCAGUGUGUUUCGAGACCACAGCAAUUCGAUGUUAUGGUCAUGCCCAACUUGUACGGAGGUAUCCUCUCGAACGUUGGAGCUGCUCUCGUUGGUGGACCAGGUAUUGUUCCUGGUUGCAACAUGGGACGUGAAGUCGCUGUUUUCGAGCCCGGAUGCCGUCACGUUGGUCUCGAUAUCAAGGGCAAGGACCAAGCUAACCCCACUGCUAUGAUCCUGUCUGGAUCUAUGCUCUUAAGACAUCUUGGUCUUGAUGAGCAUGCUAACCGUAUCUCCAAGGCUGUUUAUGAUGUUAUUGCUGAUGGAAAGACACGCACACCUGAUAUGGGAGGAAAUAACAGCACGCACCAAUUCACAAGAGCCGUCUUGGAUAAGAUGGAGGCCGUAUAG
Molecule: messenger RNA, 1548 nt
Organism: Mollisia scopiformis
Lineage: Eukaryota; Fungi; Ascomycota; Leotiomycetes; Helotiales; Mollisiaceae
Product: isocitrate dehydrogenase subunit 1
Exons: 4
Coding region: 163-1548 (461 amino acids)
Biological process (GO): isocitrate metabolic process; tricarboxylic acid cycle
Cellular component (GO): mitochondrion
Molecular function (GO): NAD binding; isocitrate dehydrogenase (NAD+) activity; magnesium ion binding
Source: RefSeq, a predicted model, not a curated record